CGCGCGCACGCACACGCACACGCACACGCACGCACACACACACACACACCCGAGGCGCUUUGUGCUCCUAUCUCAGAUCGCCCAGUGAUGGGUGUCGACUGAUCGACUGGGAGCGUAUUUUUGCGGUGUGUUUGUUUUGACGUUUAACCGGGAUUACUAACCGGUGUGCCGUCAUCGUGGACCAUGCACUACCUCCCGUUCUUCCUGUUUCUGGCCAACGUGGAGCUGCUGGAGGCUCUGAGGAGCCAGCACGGGCUCGCGCUCGCACCGGGACCGGGUCGCGGCGGCACCGACGAUGACGCCGAGAACGGAACGUUUCACCACAGGACGUUUCACGUUCCCCCGCGGGAGGGUCCCGACCAUCGCGACCACCGCGCGCCCCUCAAGGCAGCGCCCUCGUCCUCCGCCACAGGUGUGUCCUCCUCCUUUCUGGAGACGCAGGUGCGCCCCGGAGCACCACCCAUCACCUCCGUCAACUCCACUCACUCUCGAAGGAGAGCGGCGGCGGUGGUGGGGACCCCCGCCGAGAGGAGUAAAGGGGGGUACAACUUUAAAGACGUCUCGACGGGGAUCGUAAACUCAUCCAGGGACGCGUCGCCUCACCACAAGAGGAGAAAGUUGCAGGCGAACGGCGACAUUCCCGCGCUGGGAAGCGUUGGGAUUAGCGCGCGGAGAUCCCUUGAUAAGUCCCCCUCCACGGGCCGAUGGGGGGGUCGGGAACAACAGAAUGAGGAGAGCGACAGGCGCAAGAGGGGCACAAAGGACGAGCAGAAGAAAGGCUCCAAAAGGGGCCGAAACCAUGCGAACAAAAGCCCCAUGGCUCUCCAGGCGUCGCCAUGGGAACCGCUGCCCAGACCCGCGGCGCUCUCCUCCACCGACCCGCCCCCGGACUCCUUCACGCGGCGCCCCGUGGAGUUCAUGACGUACGGCGAGGAGGAGAGCAACCCGUGGGACGCCACGCCGAUGACGCCGCCGAACCCGCAGGACUUCCCGCAGAGCGAGAUCCGGAAUCCCUUCUACCCGGUGACCGGCGAGACGUACGGGGCGUACGCCAUCGUCUGCGUGGCCGGGGUCAUCUUCUUGGUGGGCAUCGCGGGCAACAUCGCCAUCCUGUGCAUCGUGUGCCAGAACUACUACAUGAAGAGCAUCUCCAACUCACUGCUGGCCAACCUGGCCGUGUGGGACUUUGUGCUGAUCUUCUUCUGCCUGCCCAUGGUGGUGUUCCACGAGCUCACAAAGUCCUGGCUGCUGGGUGACUUCACCUGCAAGGUGGUGCCCUAUCUGGAGGUGGCCUCGCUGGGCGUCACCACCUUCACUCUGUGCGCGCUGUGCAUCGACCGCUUCCGCGCCGCCACCAACGUGCAGAUGUACUACGAGAUGAUCGAGAACUGCACCUCCACCACCGCCAAGCUGGCCGUCAUCUGGAUCGGCGCCCUGCUCCUGGCCCUGCCCGAGCUCCUGAUCCGCCAGCUGGUCGUCGAGGAGACGGGCUCCGCGGACGCGCCGGCCGCGGCCGAGCGCUGCGUCAUCCGCAUCUCCGCCGACCUCCCCGACACGCUCUACGUCCUGGGCCUGACCUACGAGGGCGCGCGCCUCUGGUGGUGCUUCGGCUGCUACUUCUGCCUGCCCACGCUCUUCACCAUCGGCUGCUCGCUGGUCACGGCGCGCAAGAUCCGCCGCGCCGAGCGCGCCAGCAGCGUGCGCGGCAACAAGAAGCAGAUCCGCCUGGAGUCGCAGAUGAACUGCACGGUGGUGGCGCUCGCCAUCGUGUACGGCGCCUGCGUGGUGCCCGAGAACAUCUGCAACAUCGCCGCCGCGUACAUGGCUGCCGGCGUGCCGGAGCGCGCCAUGGCCGCCCUGCACUUCCUGUCGCAGCUGCUGCUGUUCUGCCGGGCGGCCGUCACGCCGGUGCUGCUGCUGCUGCUGUGCCGCCCGCUGGGCCGCGCCUUCCUGGACUGCUGCUGCUGCUGCUGCUGCGCCGGCCACGCCCCGCCCUCCUCGGCGGCGGGCAGCGACGACAACGAGCACGAGUGCACCACCGAGCUGGAGCUGUCGCCCUUCAGCACCAUCCGCAGGGAGCUCAGCAACUACACCCCGCCCGCCACCGCCGUGGCCGCCACCACCGGGGGCACCAACUGCUGA
Molecule: messenger RNA, 2142 nt
Organism: Gadus chalcogrammus (walleye pollock)
Lineage: Eukaryota; Metazoa; Chordata; Actinopteri; Gadiformes; Gadidae
Gene: gpr37b
Product: G protein-coupled receptor 37b
Exons: 2
Coding region: 184-2142 (652 amino acids)
Biological process (GO): positive regulation of MAPK cascade; adenylate cyclase-inhibiting G protein-coupled receptor signaling pathway
Cellular component (GO): plasma membrane; signaling receptor complex
Molecular function (GO): G protein-coupled peptide receptor activity; prosaposin receptor activity
Source: RefSeq, a predicted model, not a curated record